Branchiostoma floridae (Florida lancelet) is the source of this 2295-nucleotide messenger RNA. Its product is annotated as dolichyl-diphosphooligosaccharide--protein glycosyltransferase subunit 1-like. Gene Ontology annotation, cellular component: membrane; oligosaccharyltransferase complex. The transcript is spliced from 11 exons. Bases 110 to 1912 code for a protein of 600 amino acids. NCBI's taxonomy places the organism in Eukaryota, Metazoa, Chordata, Leptocardii, Amphioxiformes, Branchiostomatidae. The record is from RefSeq and is a predicted model, not a curated record.
UGUUGUUGAAAACGAGGCUGCCGAAUCCUCUCCUCCUGUAGCCAUUGUUGGUGCAGGUUUACCGGUGAAGUUCCUCUCACCAUCCGCCUCCAUCCUCCCUCAAAUCACCAUGAAUCGCGUAGGUUACGAGCUGGUCAUCUUCGGGGCGCUCCUGGCUUCGUGCUGCACGGCUAACCAGGGCGCCUUGGGCGGCGAUCUCGUCAAUACGGCCGUCAAUCGACAGAUAGAUCUCACGUCGCAACUGGCGAAAUUCACCACCACCAUCACCCUGGAAAACGCGGGGAAAACCGCGACGACUUCCUUCGUGCUGGCGAUCGACCCUUCUCUGAGAGACAGACUUUCUUUCAUUGGAGCGACGACAAAAGAUGACGAUGCAGAGAAACUGCCCGUGACCCAGACAACCGUCCCAGGGCGAACGACAGACAUCUUGUUCCGUGUAGACCUCCCGAAGGCCCUCGGCGCGGGUCAGUCCACCACCGUGAACGUGGAGGAGUCGUACACCCACGCACAGACCCCCUUCCCCGCCCAGAUCACCCAGGCCGAGGACCAGCUGGUUCUCUUCAAGGGCAACCUGCACUUCUACUCCCCCUACAAGACCCAGUCGGAGACCACCACCGUCAAGCUGGCCUCCAGCAAGGUCGAAUCCCACACCAAGACUAAAGCCAAGGUCGAGGACAGCUCCAUCGUCUACGGACCGUUCGAGAAUGUCGAGCCCUUCUCACAGGAAAAGCUUCAGGUUCACUACGAGAACAACACACCGUUCCUGGCCGUCAGCAGCCUGGUGCGUGUAAUCGAGGUCUCACACUGGGGUAACAUCGCCGUGGAGGAGACCUACGACGUGCGACACUCCGGCGCCCGCCUCAAGGGCUCGUUCUCCCGCUACGACUACCAGCGCCAGCUGGACGGAAGGUCAUCUGUCAAGUCUUUCAAGACGAUCCUGCCCGCCGCGGCGCGUGACGUGUACUACCGAGACGAAAUUGGAAACAUCUCCACCAGCAACCUGAACGAGCAGGACGACGCCGUAGAGCUCGAGUUACGCCCGCGCUUCCCGCUGUUCGGGGGCUGGAAGACCCACUACUACAUCGGCUACAACCUGCCCAGCUACGAGUACCUCUACAACUCAGGUGACGAGUAUGCUCUGCAGAUGCGAUUCGUCGACCACGUCUACGACGAUCAGGUGAUCGAUGACAUCACUGUCAAGAUCAUCCUGCCCGAGGGCUCCAAGAAUGUGGACCUGUCUGUGCCGUUCCCCGUAGACCGCCAUCCCGACGAGCUCCACUUCACGUACCUGGACACGUUCGGCCGCCCUGUGGUGGUGGCACACAAGUCCAACCUGGUGGAGCAGCACAUACAGGACUUCACCCUGCGGUACUCGUUCCAGAAGCUCCUCCUGCUCCAGGAGCCGCUGCUGGUUGUCUUCGCUUUCUACAUCCUCUUCUUCACUGUCAUCGUCUACGUCAGGCUGGACUUUGCCAUCUCAAAGGACGAGGCCAGCGAGUCCCGUAUGCGGAUGCAGGGCCUCCUGGACCAGCUGCAGGCGGCACAGGACAAGCGCACCUCGCUCUACCAGCGCUACGAGGACGCCAUCGCCAAGUUCAAGUCCACCAAGGACCUGGCCGGCUUCACCGGCAGCCGCAAGAAGAUUGACGCUGAGCACAAGGAGCUGAGCAGCACCAUCAAGGAGCUGCAGGGCAAGCUCAAGCUGGAGAGUACUGAUGUGGCUGAGAAGGUUGGUGAGCUGCAGAAGCUGGACACCAACCUUAAGGAGCAGAUCGGGCUCUCCAUCACGCUGGCUGAGAAGGUGGUGGCUGGGAAGAUGGGAAAGCAGCAGUAUGUGGAUAACGAGAAGGUCUACUCCGCCAAGCGCGAAGACAUCAUGGGGAAAACAGAAACCCUCCUCAGCACCCUCUAACUCUCACUCAUUCUAGAUUUGUUAAACCAGCGAGCCAUCUACAUAUCGGUUCUGAUGUCUGUUACUAUGAUGAAAAUUAUAAAAGAAACGAGUCUGAUUUCCGAAAAUAAUUUCAUCAUGUUGUUAGAAUAUAGGAUAUAGGAGAAUUCUUGUACACAACCAGGAUGUGCUUACUUGUAAAAGCACCACCUGCAUCGGCUACAUAUAGGGACGAGAAGCAGGACUCCUGUCAGAAGCUCUGACGAAGGUGUCUGAUAGACACUGAAAUAUCCUGAUUGUAUACAAGAAUUGUCCUAUUUCCAACAAGUCUGAUGUCUGUUAGUACUGUCUAAAUGUAAAUUACAAGAGAAACAAUUGUUACUGCAUGUGAAAAUCAACUGAUG